Perca fluviatilis (European perch) is the source of this 1507-nucleotide messenger RNA. It is a transcript of the gene timm17a, whose product is annotated as translocase of inner mitochondrial membrane 17 homolog A (yeast). Gene Ontology annotation, molecular function: transmembrane protein transporter activity. Bases 56 to 547 code for a protein of 163 amino acids. The transcript is spliced from 7 exons. Gene Ontology annotation, biological process: protein import into mitochondrial matrix. Gene Ontology annotation, cellular component: mitochondrial inner membrane; TIM23 mitochondrial import inner membrane translocase complex. The record is from RefSeq and is a predicted model, not a curated record. Lineage: Eukaryota; Metazoa; Chordata; Actinopteri; Perciformes; Percidae.
AUUGUCAAUAAGCGUCACGUGACGUCAGAGGCAGAGGGAACAGUAAAAGAACAAGAUGGAGGAGUAUGCCAGAGAACCAUGCCCCUGGAGGAUUGUGGACGACUGUGGGGGAGCCUUCACCAUGGGAGCUAUUGGAGGAGGAAUUUUUCAGGCAGUAAAAGGCUUCAGAAAUGCACCCUCAGGAAUGAACCACCGAAUGAGAGGUAGCUUGACUGCCAUCAAGACUAGAGCCCCACAGCUUGGAGGAAGCUUUGCAGUAUGGGGUGGCCUUUUCUCCAUGAUUGACUGUGGUUUAGUAAAAGUACGAGGGAAGGAGGAUCCCUGGAACUCAAUUACAAGUGGGGCAAUGACAGGAGCUAUCCUAGCUGCAAGAAAUGGACCAGUAGCCAUGGUAGGCUCUGCAGCCAUGGGAGGUAUCCUGCUGGCGUUGAUAGAAGGUGCUGGGAUCUUGCUUACUAGGUUUGCCUCGUCACAGUUCCCAACUGCGAAUACGGGGAAUCUGCCUGUAGUGAAACAGACACACACUCACACAGACUGGGAGCCUUGACCAAUCAAUGUAGAUACGGUCCCCAGUUUGCAGAGGAACCCGCCCCUGCUCCCAUGCCCACCCCCUCCUUUGGAGACUACAGACAAUACCAAUGAGAAGACUCUCCCACUUCUUAUCCACUAGGCCUUUUUGAAUUCCUUGCUGAUGUUACAAAGAAGAAAUGGAGAUGUCAAAUACCACACAUCAAACAGUAGCACCCAACUUAAUGGACUGUGUCAGACAAGUGAAGGACAAAAUACAUCUUCAUUUUCCUUCUUUUAAGAGCCAUGUACAGAUCUGCCUUUUUGCCAUUCUCAGCCUUGUCAUGUGCAUCCGUUUCACCUUACAUCGCUUUAAUGCAGACAUGCGGUGAGAUUUGUGUUGUUUGAUGUUGGAUGGUUUGUGUGGACGAGGUGUUUUUUCUGUUUUGUUCAUAUACAGUAUGUACUGCAUGUAACCCAACAAGUGGGAGAUCAAGACAGAUAAGCUCUGUUGAAUAGAACAAAAACCCAUCACACAUCACACACGGGACAUCAUGAAUUAUAUACAAGUAUGGUAUACUUAUGUGUAUAUACAGUAAAGGCUUUCUGUUUGUCUGUUCACUUAUGUUAGUCUUCAUUUGCCUUAAAUAUUGUCACCUGCUUGGGCUGGCCGCUGACAUUUAGCUGGCCUUUUUUUAUUUUAUUUUAAUCAGCGUUAUGAAGGCAAACACCAAUCAGAUACAAUGCUAUCCCUGCAAUACGCAUUUGUUUCAAAGUGAUUUAUUUAUUUUAGAUUGUACAGAGUUGUAUCAGAUAAUUCAUUUAUAUGUGACAGCGUUUUUACAUUCAACACAAAGGUGUGGAUAAGGCUGCCAAUGACAAAGGAUGGCUUAGGCAGUACAAAUGAAUGGUGAAACUCAAGCAAGGGAUUGAUGCAUACUGUAUGAAAUCUGUAUUAUAGAAUAUUCUAUGGUACAAUAAAGAAAUAAGUUGUUUAGUG